Molecule: messenger RNA, 8066 nt
Organism: Oncorhynchus mykiss (rainbow trout)
Lineage: Eukaryota; Metazoa; Chordata; Actinopteri; Salmoniformes; Salmonidae
Product: insulin receptor substrate 1-B
Biological process (GO): insulin receptor signaling pathway
Cellular component (GO): plasma membrane; cytosol
Molecular function (GO): insulin receptor binding; phosphatidylinositol 3-kinase binding
Source: RefSeq, a predicted model, not a curated record
UGUAUACUGUCUCUCGCCCUCUUCUGUCACUACGGACAAGCGUUGACUGACAGCUUUCCACAGUAGCUCCACGCCAUAGAGGGGACAGGAGGGGAGAGGGCAGCAGUUGCAGCGAAGUAUUCAGUACACUGCUGCCAAGCAAUACAGUAAAUGGAUUAAAGCACUCCGCAAGCUAAAUAGUAGUAGCAGACACACUACUGCAAAGAGAAAGGAAAGGUAAUAUUUAGUAUAUAUUUUAAAAUACUGGACUGGACUAGAGGACCUCUCUCCCUUGCAUACACGUGUUAAAGGGAGGGAGGGGGACGCGACUGAAUUAUGUUUGAAUUAUCUAGCUAGCGAAAAUAUUUUUGCUGUCAUUGAAUAGAAGUUUAGGUUGUAGUUGAGAAAAACAAGAACUCGAGCGCGAUGGAGUGCCAACCACCCGACCCGCAAAGCUACGAGGACGUUCGAAAGAACGGCUACCUCCGCAAGCAGAAAUCCAUGCACCGGCGAUACUUCGUCCUCCGGACGGCCUCGGAGAGGGGUCCGGCCCGGCUCGAAUACUACGAGAGCGAGAAGAAAUUCCGCGGAAAAACACCCGUCCCAAAGAAAGCCCUGGUGCUGGAGACGUGUUUCAACAUCAAUAAGCGGGCUGAUGCGAAGAACAAGCACAUGAUAGUGCUGUACACCCGAGCGGAGAGCUUUGCCAUCGCGGCAGAAAACGAGGCGGACCAGGACGAAUGGUAUCAGGCCAUGGUGGAGCUGCAAUGCAAAAGUAAGACGCCUACUACUGACACAGGUGCUGGAGGGGACUACGGCGUGCCCACCCCAGGCCCUGCCUUCAAGGAGGUGUGGCAGGUCAAGGUGUGGCCUAAAGGGCUGGGCCAGGCCAAGAACCUGGUGGGUGUCUACCGGCUGUGCCUGACCGACAAGACGGUCAACUUUGUCAAGCUCAACUCGGAUGCGGCCGCCGUGGUCCUGCAGUUGAUGAAUGUGCGCCGCUGCGGUCACUCCGAAAACUUCUUCUUUGUGGAGGUUGGUCGCUCUGCGGUUACGGGCCCUGGGGAAUUCUGGAUGCAGGUGGAUGACUCAGUGGUGGCCCAGAACAUGCAUGAGACCCUACUGGAAGCCAUGAAAGCCCUGAGUGAGGAGUUCCGCCAACGCAGCAAGUCACAGUCCAAUUCUGGGCCAGGUGGGGGAGCCACCGCCUCCAACCCCAUCAGCGUCCCCUCGCGACGCCACCAUCCCAACCCGCCUCCCAGCCAGGUGGGCUUCACCCGAAGGCCUCGCACCGAGCCGCCCGGAGGGUCUGGAACAGGCGGCAACAGCGCAAACGCAUCACCCACCCCCCGCCACAGUUUCCCCAGGUCAGGCACAGCCAGUGAUGGGGGUAAAGGAGAAGAAGGGGUGGGGGGAGCGUGCGGAGGUGUAGGUCAGAGUUCCAGUCCUACCACCAAUGGGUCCUGCUCCACCACACCCAUCCUCAGGUCUAAGUUGGCCCGUUCUGCCUCCACCCCAACCAAGAACAACUCCCUGAGCCUGAUGCGCUCCAUCUCCACCCCAGCUCCCUACCCAGCUCCUAGCUUGUCCUCCAGCUCCAGCCACUGCUCUGAGUUUGGGGUAGUGGUGGGUGCAACCGGAGGAGGUGGAGAAGCAACAGGGACCGGUGCCUACAGCCGCCUCCACUCCCACAACGCCUCCGUGUCGGGCUCCCCCAGCGAUUAUGGCUCCUCGGAUGAGUACGGCUCCAGCCCUGGAGAGCACUCUGCCCCCUCCCCCAACAUGCCAGGAGGGUCAGCCAGGUCAGGCCGUUAUCAAUCCCUGGACGACGAGGCUGCUAACUACAUCCUAAUGGGCCAGCGUGGUGGUGGAGCUCCAACAUCUGGCUCUCUGCCUGCCGGAGCAUCCAGCUCAGCCCCUUCUCACCAGCCCCAGACCAGGAGGGUCCUGCGGCGCUCCUCUAGCCGGGAAUGUGAAGCCGAGAGGCAGUUGCUGAGCAAGCGGGCGUCCCUGCCUCCCAUGGCCCUGGAGCGCCUGGCCCCGCGACCCCACAGGGGGGAGGAGGAGCAGGAUGAAGACGUUGCGGACUACGCCAUCAUGUCCCGCAGCACCAGCGGGGAUUCCUUCACCACCUGCGUCUCCUCACAAAGAGACUCUGAGAUGAGCCCCGGUGGAGGGGGGGGAGGAGGGGGAUACCUGGACGUGGCUGUAGAGUUGGUUGGUAGUGGAGGUAUAGUGCGGGAUAACGGCUAUAUGUCCAUGCUACCGGGAGGAGUUACCCAACCUCCAGUCUCCCUCACCCACUCGCUUUCCGUCUCUGACUCGGAGUCCAAGCCAGCGGAUGACUACAUGGCCAUGACGCCUAACAACAGCGUGUCCCCCCCGCAGCAGAUCCGGCCCCCUCCUGGCUCUGGCGACGGCUACAUGAUGAUGUCACCCAACAGCAGCUGCUCUCCAGACCAGCGUGGCUGCCUGGGAGGUGUGGCCUGGGUGGACAGCAGCAGCGCCGACAGCCGGGCGGGCAGCGACUACAUGAACAUGUCUCCCAUCAGCAUCCGCUCGGCUAACAGCAGCCCCCCUCCCCCCGAGCAACCCCCUCAGACAGACCACCACCCCUCACUGCAGGCCCCCAAGAUGGUCUACUCCUACUACUCACUGCCCCGCUCCUACAAACACACGCCACCUGGUGGACACUUUGAGGACGGUCCCGGCCGAGGCAGGAGGCCCAAUGGGAGCAGUGAUGUCAGAGGAGUUGGCAGGGCGGUAGUGGUUCGUCAGGACCCCAAUUUGGGUGCAGUCCAAGGUCGCCACCUGUCCCUCUCCUCGUCCUCAUACUCCUCCAGCUCUGCCAGCAGUGAGAGCCUAGGGGAGAACGAGGACAGGGCUCUCCAGGGAGCAGGGUCCUCAGGUGGGGGAGCUCACUCUAAAGACAUGGGGCUCCUCCAGCAGAGACGGGCAGCCCCCAAGCAGGGCCAGCAGGGGGGACCCAGGACCCGGCCUGUCAGCCUGUUUGUGGACGUGUCCAAAGCAAACACCCUCCCCAGGGUCCGUGAGAACCCCCUCCCCCCGGAGCCCAAGAGCCCAGGGGAGUACGUCAGCAUUGAAUUCAAGGGAGAUCAAAGCGCCAGAGGAGGGCCAGGAGGUGGGGGAGGGAGGGGACUCAGACACGGGCUGUCCCUGCCUCACGGCUCCAGCCAGCACCCUUCCCACCGGCCUGCCUCUUGCCUGGGGGGGUUCCUGCCCCUCCCCCGAAGCCCCUCCACCCCCCAGACCCCCAUCAUGCCCCUCACCCCUCCAUCCGCCUCAGAAUAUGUCAACAUGGACCUGCGGCCCUCACCGUCCCCCUCUCCCCUCUCCCUGACACCACUGAGCUUCCCCACCUUCCCCACCCCACCAACGCCCCCUCCAAUGAUCCUGGUCCCCAAGGCCCACGACGAGUACAGGGUGGCCCUUCAGCAGCAAGGCGGGCCAGAGGGUGCUGAAGCGGGGCCCAGGACAAACAGACAGACUACCCAUGUAGUGGUGACUCAAUCAGAGUCCCCUACCUCCUGCGGGGACUAUACAGAGAUGGCCUUCAGCCUGAAAAACAACACCGUCCCCAGCUCCACGUCCAACAACACCUUCCCCAAAGCCCCCUCCCCAGCCAGGCCCGAUCCCCCAGUCCCUGUCGUCACCCUGGGCCUGGAUUUCCCCCUGCCUAAACCUGGGCCCAACCCGGACCACGGGGCUAAAGUGAUCCGGGCCGACCCCCAGGGCCGCAGGCGCCACUGCUCCGAAACCUUCCUCGCCUCCCCCUCUCUCCCUCCCCCCUCCUCCAACUCCUCCUCUUCUGCCUCUCUCUUCCCUGAGCAAGCCCAGGCCGUGGCUCGCCGGCUUGGGUUUGAGGGCAUGCUGUGGGGGAAUGGAGUGUCGGCCGAGCAUCUCCCCUCACAGUUCCUCCACCCUGGGCCUGGCAUACCCGCUGCCCAGGCUUUGUCCAUGGAGCAAGGCCUUAACUACAUAGACUUGGACUUGGCCAACAAAGAGAGCCCUCAUUCAGCCUUAGAUGGGUCCUCAACCAUACAGGCUAUCCCCCCUCGCCUCUACUCGUCCGUACUGAAUGGGGGGGGCGGGGUGGGGGUGUCCGGGGCAGGCAUUGGGGGUAGUGGCGGCUCCAACCUCAACACCUAUGCCAGCAUUGACUUCUACAAGUCAGAAGAGCUGCGGACGCAUCCGAACGGAAACAAAGACGGUACAGAAUGCUGAUGUCUUUGCCCUUGCCUUGGAAUUAUGGGAAAUAAAUAAGAGAUCCUGAAGCUCCUCCUCCUCAUCCUUGUGUGACAGCCAAUGGGAAGACGGGUUGCACUGGUCACACCUCUGAAGCACUUUGGAAGGACUGAUGGAAAACCUUUUAUUUUUUUGCUUUCAGUUUAUUGGUUGUGAUGACCAAUGGGGAUGCGUGCCAAUGAUAUUCUGAAAACCUAUUGGUUGCACUUAGCCUGAGAAGGGAGGACUCUAAGCCAAUCAGAGAAGAGUAUGAAGACUGACUGCUGACUGGGAGCCAAUGAUAUUUUUCGAUCAUCAGCUUAAAUGGAAACCCAAUUAACCAAUCAAAAAUAAGGAUUUAAUCUAAUGAUGGCUGAAUAUACAAAGUAUAAAAACAAAAUAUAUACAAAUAUAUAUCUGCUCAAGUGCCUAAUUUUUUGAUUGUAGACAUUCUACAAAGAACUUCAACUUAGCAAUGACUAAGGAAGUGAAGAAGUUUCAGUAUUUGUGCUUGUUUGAAGUAGCACUAUGUUGUGGCAGGUGUAAGAAUAAUAAGGAUAAUGAUGAUGAUAAAAAUACCAAUUAGCUGGCCUUACUGUCUUACUGUGAGAGAUGUUGGCAGCAUAGCUUCUAUUCGCUUUAAGCUCAUUGCUUUAAGCUCAUGUAACUGACAGAUUUCUCCCUAUCUCUCUCACUCUCUCUCCCUCAAAAUCUCUAUCUUUCUCUGCCCAUACCUCUCAUCCAAGAUUGCAGUAUUCUAAAUCACAUACCAACCCGCCCACAUACUUUACAAAAAGACAGUCACCCUUCACCGGGAAUACUGUCUCUGGCGCUGGACAAUAUGUAUUUAACACACAAAGACAAACACUUGGCACUUGUUGCAGGUAAAGACAGGUGCUCUGUUCCAAAAUCUACAUUAACAUACCACUUGGAAUGAAGUGAUGUGUUGUGGAAUGCAUGCAUUCUGAGCAGUGGUGAAAAAAGUACUCAAUUGUCAUAUUUGAGUAAAAGUAAAGAUACCUUAAUAGAAAAUGACUGAAGUAAAAAUGAAAGUCACCAGGUAAAAUACUACUUGAGUAAAGGUCAAAGUAUUUGAUUUUAAAUAUACUUGCGUAUCAAAAGUAAAUGGAUUUGCUAAAAUGUACUUAAGUAUUAAGUAUCAAAAGUAAAAGUAUAAACAAUUUAAAAUUCCUUAAAUUACGCAAACCAGACGGCACAAUUUUUUUUAAUUUUUACGUAUUGGCGGAUAGUCAGAGGCACACACUCAGACAUCAUUUACAAACAAAGGCAGUAUUGAUGACCAGGGAUGUUCUCUUGAUAAGUGUCAAAAUGUAAUUACUUUUGAGUACUUUUGGGUGUCAGAGAAAAUGUAUGGAGUAACAAGUACAUUAUUUUAUUUAGGAAUGUAGUGAAGUAAAAGUCUGCAAAAAUAUAAAUAGUAAAGUACAGAUACCCCAAAAGUAGUAUUUUUACUUAAGUACUUUACACCACUGAGAGGUGUAAAUGGACUCCUGUGGAUGUUGGAACAUAGCCAUUCAAAAUAGGGGUAAAAUGAGCUCAACCACUCAACAUACCCCAUUCUCCUCUACCUGGGUUGGUCAGAUUAUUAUAGCAUUGUGCUAGGUAUAUGGUAAAUCCCUCAGCAUUGUGCUAGGUAGAUGGUAAAUCCCUCAGCAUUGUGCUAGGUAGAUGGUAAAUCCCUCAGCAUUGUGCUAGGUAGAUGGUAAAUCCCUCAGCAUUGUGCUAGGUAGAUGGUAAAUCCCUCAGCAUUGUGCUAGGUAUAUGGUAAAUCCCUCAGCAUUGUGCUAGGUAGAUGGUAAAUCCCUCAGCAUUGUGCUAGGUAGAUGGUAAACCCCUCAGCAUUGUGCUAGGUAGAUGGUAAACCCCUCAGCAUUGUGCUAGGUAGAUGGUAAAUCCCUCAGCAUUGUGCUAGGUAGAUGGUAAAUCCCUCAGCAUUGUGCUAGCUAGGUGGUAAAUGGAUAGUGUUGCUGAUCACAGCUCAGAUAUAGGAAUGACAUUAAUAUCCUACUCAAUCCAAUUAUCAGAUAAAACGUUAGCAUCUAUUAUCUCAAGACAGUUGCAGGUAUUUUCAUCCCCAUCGUGUCAGGAGCCUGUUAAGCGAUAGGAUGGUAGAGUAUAGUGUCCAUAGAGAUAACGGAGGCGCUGACAUUAGCUGUGCUAACUAUAGCCCUUGCUAAAGUCGUCUUGUCUAACAUCUGGAUUUGAUAACAUGGGCCUUGCUAGCUGCGGGGAACAUGCUAACUUCAGCCUAGUUAGCAAAGUAUUUUGUUAGGGGGCAUAGAUGGCCACAACCCUCUUUUCUGUUUCUCAUUCUCCCUUUUUCUCUUUCUUUUUGUCUCUUACUUUAAACUCUUUCUGCUACUUUAAACUCUUUCUGCUAUGCAUUAGCACUAAAGUGCCUGUCUGUAUGUCUGUCAGUCUGUUCCUUUCUUCCCCUUUAGCACUAUCAGGGCUAUCCUCUCAAAAUAUAUAUAGUCUAUUUUGAUGUAUAUUUUUCUUUUAGCGUAUGUACAAUAUUGUGUAACCUCAAGGUACCCUUCCCUUAUUGAGGUUUCAAUUAUGAUGUUCAAGGAUGUAGUGACCCAUGAAAUGACUUGACCAAUUGCCCCUGACUUCAUCACGUGUUUGUAUUGGGUUGGUGCUGGAAAAUGUAGGCCCCGAGGAGGACCCCAUUGAGGACCUCGUCUAUGGAUGGCCGUAUUAGUGCCAAAACAAAAAUACGCUGUGACUCUUUCCGACAAUACAUUAAAAAGCUACAGUAGCUGCUUUGAAUAGCUACUAUGAGCUCUCAAGUUCUGACGUUUUAUAUUUUUCUUGGUUGUUAAAUGCUAUUAUAAACUUGCCUGCUCUCUUGUUGUUUUCUUUACUGCCGUAAAAACAAAAAACCUGUCUUGGAUGCUUUGAGACAUCUUGCCUCAUAGUUUGCCUCUGGGACACUUAUGAAAUUGUACUAAAUUAUCAAUACUUACUGUAAGUUGCCAAUAUGAGCAAUCACAGAAAGAGAAAAAUAGGGUGGGGGGGGGGACACCUUUAAACAGAACGAAAUGUGUUUGUCCAUUUCACUACCACCACAUUUGUAUAUGGGCUGGCUGUCUUAUGCACUUCCUUCUCAUUUGAGUCACGUUACUUUUGGUAGCAUAACAAAGCGGCUUCAUUGCUACCAGAUUGGGAUCUGUGGUCAGGACAAUUGGCCAUAAUGGUUUCCGAUGCAGAGGUGGGGUUAGGAAAGUAGUUUGACUCCAACCUCACUGUGCCGGGUUUGUUUCUGUUUACUGCAUGGCACAAAGAGGCAGCAACGCACACACACACACACACACAUUAAACACAAACAGUGUUUUGGAAAUGUUAUAUUUUUCUCAUAAUGACUCAACAAUCUUCCAAAUUAAAGCCAGAUCCUAGGUUCCAGUAAUAUGGAGAAAAACACACAAAAACAAACUUAGUGCAAGAGUUCAUUCUGAAAUCAAAGUUAAAUCCAACACUUUAUGGCCUCAAAAGUGGACAAUGCCCAUGAGCUCAUUCGCUGUUAAGGUCUAGAUGACAAACUUGAAUUUUGGAGUGAAGUGUCACUUUAAUUCUUAGUGAAGCAAGGUACUUGGAGGCAAGAGUGUCAUGUCUCCAUUUAACAUACCUACAGCGGCAACCCGUCAUUCAGGGCAGUUGGGGCAGAGCCCCACCUGUUUUAGCCCCACCUGUUAAGCUAAAAAAAUCUAUACUUUUUUAGUUUUAUCUGUUUUGCAUGUUAUUUUGGCAUUAGUACAUGUCACAUCAGUUUGCAAACAAUGUAAAAGAAAAAUCAUUGAGUUAAUAAAGCUGCAUAAAAA